AUGGAUAGCGUGUCGCAGCCGGGUGACAUAAUGAUAGGCGUGAUGUUACCGAUUCACAUGGACAAGGUUUAUCAACAAGUCUUCUUCACGGAGAGGCCACCGGGGAUCACGUGUACCAUGUUCCACAGUGAGAGCUUUGAGCAGUUCCAAGCCCUGAGAUUUGCCGUGGAAGAAAUCAACCGAAGUCACCGAAUUCUCCCGAAUAUUACCCUGGGCUUCCAGGUUUACGAUUCGUGUGCUGCCCUUCAUCAAGACUUAGACGGAACUUUACGGCUAUUGACGGGCGCCCACGUGGCCAUUCCAAAUUACCGAUGUCUUCAAGAUGUUCCUCUGAGUUCUAUCAUUGGCCAUUCUGUUUCUACUCAUUCAAUCCUAUUGGCUCACAUUCUUGGUCUAUACAGAUACCCACAGAUCAGUUAUUUCUCAACCAGCCCACUCCUGAGUGACCGCGUAAAGUUCCCUUCUUUCUUCAGGACCGUGCCGAGCGAUGCCUUCCAGUCCCGAGGCCUUGCGCAGCUGGUGUUACGUUUCGGAUGGAUGUGGUUGGGUCUAGUGGCUGUUAACAACGAUUAUGGUCAAGAGGCAUUGCAACUGGUCAAACGAGAGAUAGUCAAGGCAGGAGCAUGCGUCGCCUUCACCGAGAGCAUUAUCAUAGGUCAAGCGGACCGAAAUGCACCACGCCUGGUCAAGGUCAUCAAGGAGUCAACAGCGACGGUUGUCCUUGUCCUCGCCAACGAAAUUGAUUUCCUUCCGGUUCUGGAGGAGAUGCUGAAAGAGAACCUAACAGGGAAAAUAUUUGUUGCCAGCGAGUCUUGGUCCACAUCCAGCCUUAUCUCCCGAGGAAAAUCUUCCACCCUUCUUUCCGGGACCAUCGGCUUAGCGCUCCACGACGGAACGAUACCAGGAUUUGAAAGCUUCUUGAGCGAGGUCCAUCCCGGCUCAUCUCUGGGAGGCGACUGGGUGGAACUUUUUUGGGAGGAAAAGUUUGGCUGCAAAUUUCCAGAUGAUAAAAACCACUCUUUUCCAACAAAAGAUUGCACUGGUGCAGAACGUCUAGACAUGUCCCAGAAUAACAAUCUUCAAUUAAGAGUCACUUAUAAUGUCUACGCUGCGGUCCACGCCGUGGCCAACACCUUGAAUGACCUCAGAGGCUGUAGAGAUGGAGAAGGUCCCUUCCACAAUGGAAGCUGUGCAGACCUUUUGGACUUUAAGCCAUAUCAGCUACUGCACUAUAUGAAGAAGGUGAGGGUCACCCUGAGCAGCGGAAGGGAGCUUUACUUUGAUGAGAACGGGGACCCACCUGCCACCUACGACAUCGUGAAUUGGCAACUAGGAUCUAAUAACACCGUGAGACAUGUCAAAGUGGGGAGUUAUGAUACGACAGGUUCCUCUGGUCAAGUCUUCACCAUCAACACAAGCGCCAUUUUAUGGGCUACUGGAGACCAACAGGUUCCUGUCUCGGUCUGCAGUCAGAGUUGUCCACCUGGUUUCCGGAAAGCAGCUAAAAAUGGGGAGCCUGUCUGCUGCUUCCAUUGUGUCCCAUGUCCCCAAGGAGAGAUCUCCAAUAAUACAGACAUGACUGAUUGCCACAAGUGCGCAUGGGAUGAGUGGCCCAAUCCACAGAAAUCCAGAUGCCUUCCAAAACCCGUAGAGUAUCUCUCCUAUGACGAUCCCUUGGGGAAAAUUAUGACUUCUAUGAGUAUUGUCUCCUCGUUGGUUCCUGUUGCCAUUUUAAGACUUUAUAUCAGCUACAAAACAACUCCCAUUGUGAAAGCCAACAACUACUCCCUCAGUUGUCUUCUUCUGCUGUUUCUGUCCUUCUGUUUUCUUUGCUCCUUGGCUUUUAUUGGUUACCCCCAACCAGAAAAAUGCCUGCUACGUCAAGUUGCCUUCGGGAUGGUUUUUACCUUCUGUAUGUCUUGCAUCUUAGCCAAAACGCUCAUGGUGGUGUUUGCCUUCAUGGCCACCAAACCUAAUAGUACUCUUAAGAAGUGGACUUGCCCUUGGGUGUCCUAUAUAAUUAUUAUUGCAUGUUCUCUUCUACAGUUCAUAUUGUGUAUCGUGUGGCUUUCCCUUUCCCCUCCCUUUCCUGAUAUCAACACUCAAACCCACCCUGGGCUUAUUAUUGUUGAAUGUAAUGAGGGGUCUCCAGCUGCCUUCUGGAGCAUGUUGGGAUAUCUUGGUCUUCUGGCCUCCACCAGUUUUGUUGUUGCUUUCUUGGCCAGAGGGCUCCCGGAUAGCUUCAACGAGGCGAAGUUCAUCACGUUCAGCAUGUUGGCCUUCCUCAGCGUCUGGUUGUCUUACAUCCCGGCUUCCCUCAGCACGCGUGGCAAGUACACGGUGGCCAUGGAGAUCUUCGCCAUCCAGUCUUCCAGCUGGGCCCUGGUCAUCUGCAUGUUUCUUCCAAAGUGUUUCGUCAUACUAGUACGACCCAACCUGAACUCAAGGGAGUGUCUCUUGAGAAAUGACAUGAGAAGAUAA
Spea bombifrons (plains spadefoot toad) is the source of this 2481-nucleotide messenger RNA. Its product is annotated as extracellular calcium-sensing receptor-like. Gene Ontology annotation, cellular component: membrane. Gene Ontology annotation, molecular function: G protein-coupled receptor activity. The transcript is spliced from 6 exons. The coding region runs from base 1 to 2481 and encodes 826 amino acids. The record is from RefSeq and is a predicted model, not a curated record. Gene Ontology annotation, biological process: G protein-coupled receptor signaling pathway. NCBI's taxonomy places the organism in Eukaryota, Metazoa, Chordata, Amphibia, Anura, Pelobatidae.